Molecule: messenger RNA, 1853 nt
Organism: Pocillopora damicornis (cauliflower coral)
Lineage: Eukaryota; Metazoa; Cnidaria; Anthozoa; Scleractinia; Pocilloporidae
Product: centrosomal P4.1-associated protein
Biological process (GO): centriole elongation; cilium assembly
Cellular component (GO): centrosome; centriole
Molecular function (GO): tubulin binding
Source: RefSeq, a predicted model, not a curated record
GUUCCUUUCAUGCAAAUUCCAAUGUGGUUUCGCCUCAAUAGAUUCCUGUAACUUAAAACGCUCAAUACCUGCCAGUUGUCGUCUAAAAAGAAGUUGUGAAGUCCUCGGAUAGAUCGAGUUGUUUUUCACUCACCACUACAGACUGAAUUUUAAAUUCCACAUGGCGAUCUUUCGCGAUGCACUGGAAUUUACAAAAUGAGCUGGAUUACACCUCAGCUAAGGCUGAUCACAUGAAGUAUGGAAAGUUUCAAAGCGAUCGCCGAUGAUACUUCGCAAAAGGAAAAUAAUCCUUUCUUGACAAAAUAUUUAAAGGAGAGAGGUCUGCAGAGAGAGGUUCCGUUAUCCAACGCAGACCCGAAGUUUGCUCUAGAUCAAGGCGACGCAAAAUCUCAGCAGCCUUUAAAGGUAAGGAACAUGACAACUCAGGCACAGAACCACAGGCCCCAUGAUCAGGCACAACUUGUGGAUAAGUUUAGGAAGCUACGUCAGUGGCAACAACAACAGCAGGAGAGUAUGUUCCGUCAACAACAACAACAAAUGGAGACACUAAGAAUGGAACAAAACAAACUUCAAAGUAUUUUGGCUGCCCAAAGAAAACUUCAAGGACAAACUGCUACAAGUACCCCAACAUAUCCUCCAAACUUUGUAGGAACUGUUUCAAAUCAAGCUGAACCUAUCAGAGAAGGAUCAGUGACUGUCACAAGUCAACUACAACAGGGAAGUGUGAGAUUGCAGGCUCCCUUAGAUAUGGGGUCAAGAGUGCAAGUUGAAGAUGGAGGCUUUGAGCCUGUAAGGAAUGGUUCAGAUGGUUUUCCAAGAUCCAUACCAACAUUUUCAUUGCCCUCUUCUGCUAUGGGCCAAAUGGAUUUUGAAAUGCAAACUAGACAGCCUGGACCACAACACUUUGGCGAACCUGAUCCAAAAUUCUCUGUCAAUGAUAAAGACAGAUUUCAAGAAAGUUUGCCUCAUUUGAAUGAGACAGUUUAUCCUGUAAUGUGGAACUCAUCAAAUUACCGUUUCCCCCUUAGAACUAUUCCUCCUGUGGUGGGGACCAGGCCCAUAUCAGAACAGCCUGUGAUUGGAUCAGCAAUGACAAGUAACCCCCUAUCCCACCUUGGGAUGACUAAAAUUCCUCCACAGUUUCAAAGUCCAGUCAUAAGUCAAAGACCAGGUGAUAUGUUUCAGAACAAUCCUGCAACAAAUAAUGAUAACUGUCCAGAACUGAACCUUGAAAGAAUUGAUACCUCUCAGUAUGAUAGAAAUCCUGCUAUGACACCAGAUCUAGAGAGGUUAUGGAGUCACAAUGCUGGUGUAAAAAGUGUGGCUGACAUAGAUUCUCAAGUUGAUGAACACUCCGAAGCAGACACUAUGAGUGGGGUUUACCCUCUCUAUGAUUCUGAGCCUGACAUGGGCUUUAAUGAGAUUGAGGAUGAAAAUGAUGAAGAUGAUAAAGAUGCAGAGUCAGAUGAUGAGGAAGAAUUAGAGGAAAGUAAUGAAAGGGAUAGAUCUGUUAUAGACUUACAGGCUCAAUCACAGGAUUCUACGGAAAUGGUGAGUUUUCAUGAGGAUGUCUUAGUGAGAUAUUCAAUUAAUAUAAUGUAACAGGAUAAAGGGGGUAAGUUUUUAAAGAAACUUUGGUGCUGCAUUGAUGGGGGGUUCACCAAGAUGAAAUUGCUUUUGUUAGCUGAGUUGAUAAUGUAGAUUGAUAAUGCAGAUUGACACUGCAGAGAGAUUCUAAAGCCAAUGUUUUAAGUUCAUUGUGAUGAAGGGCUAAUGAUCUAAAUGUCAGAUUUAAAAUUCUUUGCCACAGUCAAUUUACUUUAUCAACACAAUAUGUAAGGGGACUUACUUUA